This is a messenger RNA of Aphanomyces astaci, 1185 nucleotides long. RefSeq lists its product as hypothetical. The transcript has a single exon. The coding region runs from base 89 to 958 and encodes 289 amino acids. The record is from RefSeq and is a predicted model, not a curated record. Lineage: Eukaryota; Oomycota; Saprolegniomycetes; Saprolegniales; Verrucalvaceae. Gene Ontology annotation, molecular function: glutaminyl-peptide cyclotransferase activity; protein binding.
CCUAGAAAAAGCUUGCCAAGUCGCGACAUUCUUGGCAGUGUCCACAUUGAGCUACUUGGUGAGUCCUGCGGUACUGGCUGGCUGACACAUGAUGAUGCGUCUGGACGUCCUUCUUGUGCUGUGUUUGUGUGUAUGUGGUGCCAGUGCGUCAUCUUCGAUCCGGGACGUGGACGCGUUCGAACUCGACCCGACGUCUGUCACGCACGGGCAGUACAAGCUUGUGGCGGUCCAUCCGCACGAUUCCGAUGCGUUUACGGAAGGACUGCUCUUCCACGACGGCGUGCUUCUCGAAUCCACCGGACUCGACGGCAAAUCGUUCGUUCGGGAGCACAAUGCGACUGAGUUUGGCGUGCACGUGAACGAGUUCAGGUUUCCUCCGGACGUGUUUGGCGAGGGCAUCGCCGUUCUAAACGACAAGAUCUACGCGCUCACGUACAAGGCCAAGGUCGGGUACGUUUUGGACCGACGUACGUUCAAACUCCUCGACACGUUUCGCUUUGACACGACCACGGGCGAAGGCUGGGGCAUGACCACCGACGGCCACAACCUCAUCGUGAGCGACGGGUCGGCUACGAUCUUGUUCUUGGACCCGACGAACGACAUGCACGUCAUCCGCACGAUCACCGUGACCGAGACAGACGGGUCGGAAGUCCGAAACAUCAACGAACUCGAGUACGUCCACGGCGAAUUGCUGGCCAACGUGUGGUUCACCAACUCGAUUCUGCGCAUCGACGUCGCCACGGGGCAUGUCAAGGAGAGGCUGAAUCUGGACCACCUGCCGACGCUGGAAGGCCACGUGGAAGGCAUCCAAGGGCCCCUGAAGAACGACGCCGUCAUGAACGGCAUUGCGUUCAACCCGAUAAACCAACACGUAUACGUCACGGGCAAGCUUUGGGACUCGAUGUUUGAACUCGACUUGAACGUCCCGCGACGCCAUAUCCGCCGCCACUCGUAUUAACGCGAGUCAAGGAUGACGGACGAAGGGGUUGAUGAUGGACCCUGUCGUGAUGGAGCUCGUUGAUGAGGCCAGCCGACGACAUCAUGAUGGGGAAAAAAGGUUGGGGGCGUUCUAUUGUCAAGUUCAUGUGAAGGACUACAUGGACAAGCCAUGGAAAACCAAGCACCAUCGUUCAAGUCGACAAAUAUUGGUCGGGUUGAGAGCAUCGAUUAGGAUUGUAGGACGAA